Rotaria sp. Silwood1 is the source of this 321-nucleotide messenger RNA. The record is from the annotation of a GenBank genome assembly. NCBI's taxonomy places the organism in Eukaryota, Metazoa, Rotifera, Eurotatoria, Philodinida, Philodinidae.
AUGCCAACAGCUACAGUAUCAAUUAGGCCCAUUUGUCUUUGUUGUGUUCCUGCAAGCAUUUCUCUCCAUCGUCCUGCUACUCGUGCUCAUAAAGCUACUGCUGCUCAUGAUCGUUCUCUUCAACAUCAGCAGGUUGCUAUUAAAGCAGAAAAUGCCUAUUCCAUUGUUAUAGUUGACAGAGAUGCGACUUUAAACUCUACUGCUUUUGCUGCUGAAGAACAUGAUUAUUUUGAUUAUAGAGUGUCUCAUUUCUCACGUAUUGAUUUUGCUAUUGGUGAUUACGAGGUUUCUUUCGAUAAUGCUGUUGCUCGCUAUUUUUAA